UUAGAUUCGCCUUGGAACUAACAAUAAAACAACUGUAUUACAAUUAAAUAAAUUGAAUUAGUAAAUAAAUCUUACAAUUAAUUCGCACACCAUUCCUCAAACACAAAAGAAAGUGCCAAAAAUAUGCUAACAAAUACUGAAGGAGCUAAGGCAAAUUUGACAGCUUUAACAUGGGCCCAUGCAGUCAAUAGUCAGAAGCACUUAACAAGUGCAUUAAAUAGUGAUAUUGACUUCAUAGAAGCCGAUAUAGUUAUGGGUACAAUUAACAAUACUGGAGUAGAUUUACCUAUAAUGGCGCAUCCACCAGCGAAUACUUCAGAUUUAUCAUUGGAUUCAUUUCUAUUGCAAAUAAAAAAUUACAAUGACAACCAUACAGAAAAAAUGAAAGGAGUUAAACUGGAUUUUAAAUCCACAGAGGUUUUUGAAGGAGCUUUGUCGACUUUGAAAGAAAAAAUACCAGAGAUGACUUAUCCUAUUUGGCUCAAUGCCGACAUUGUCAAAGGUCCUGUCAAUCAAACUCUCAUCAGGCCUGUGGACCCAGAACAAUUUUUAACUGGUUGUGCUCAAUUCAAAAAUGUUGUAUUAUCGAUAGGUUGGACAACCAAAUGGACAUCUACCAUUAACAAUGGCUCCUAUUCACGUGAGCAGACCAAUGCCAUGUUGGAGAUUAUAAAAAAUAAUGUCAUUUCACAGACCCGCCAACCUAUAACAUUGCCCGUACGAGCUGGCAUUGCUGCAAAUAGUUUAAAUGAAUUACGUGAUUUGGUGAAUGCUGUAAAUGAGACGAAUGAAUGUACUUUGACUAUAUGGUCGUCCCAAAAUGAUUACGUAAAUAUUGAGAAAUUAAGACAGUUAAUAUUUUCCUUUGGUUUCGAUCGUGUCUAUUUGGAUGUACCCGUAGAGUUAUCCAGCCAGUUGGAUUUAUCGCGAACUGACCGUAUAUGUGAUAGUGGCAAUGGGAGCAACAUAGCUUUAUCACCUUAACUGAAUUUUAUUUUAUUAAGCAUUAGAAUGGUGUUAAUUAGUUUGUGGCUGCAAAAAGAACAUGUUUAAGAUGAAUGUGAAUUUGACUACGAGUAUUAAAUAUUAAAAUAUAUGUACCUAUAUAAUAUAUUAAUUAAUAUACAUAUGUAAUAAUGAAUACAUUUUUUUGAAUGGUAAGAUUUUAAUAAAAAGUCUGUAACACUAUAGUUUUGUCAAACUAACUAUAGGUUACUUAUGUAGAGUAACCAAUGAAUAA
Calliphora vicina (urban bluebottle blowfly) is the source of this 1240-nucleotide messenger RNA. Its product is annotated as protein FAM151B. The transcript is spliced from 4 exons. The coding region runs from base 124 to 984 and encodes 286 amino acids. The record is from RefSeq and is a predicted model, not a curated record. NCBI's taxonomy places the organism in Eukaryota, Metazoa, Arthropoda, Insecta, Diptera, Calliphoridae.